Molecule: messenger RNA, 3912 nt
Organism: Dermacentor andersoni
Lineage: Eukaryota; Metazoa; Arthropoda; Arachnida; Ixodida; Ixodidae
Product: endothelin-converting enzyme-like 1
Biological process (GO): protein processing
Cellular component (GO): plasma membrane
Molecular function (GO): metalloendopeptidase activity
Source: RefSeq, a predicted model, not a curated record
CAGUAAUCGGUAACCGUAAUCAACUACAUUUAUGAAAGAUGUAAUUGUAACAAGUAUUAACUUCUGUCCUUGUUGGCGCGAAUCUUUGGUACAGUGUUUUAGCGCUUGUACGAGAUACCGAUAUCGUGUGGUAGACACUGCGCCCGGCAAACUGCGCGAUGUCUAAACGAUAGGCUGACUGAGCAACUCUGUAAAGAAAGGCGGUCAUGACUGGUUAGCAGCCGACUGCUGCACGCGUGGUCGCUCGCCUCUUUUCCAAUAAUGUUUGCUUGAGCGCAAGCACAAAGACGAAAAAACGAGACUGACAACUGAAACUGCAAUUAUUGAGAAGCUAGGCCGAGAUUGUUUAGCACGCAUUCGCUGUCUUUAUCAAGAAUUGCCGCAUCUCGAUGCAUCUUGGUUUGCGCAUGCCUGAGUUCUUGAAUGGCAUGUAUAUAUAGUGAUCCGGCCUCGAAUAAAGAUCAAGCUCUGUCUAAAUAGGUCGCGCAGCUUGGGACGAAAAACGUGCUAAAACCUGUCACCUGAGAGAUCAGUUAGUGGCACAUGAUUGAAGCGCGACUAGGCGAGGGCGGAACAAACACUGAAACUAUCAAUCCGUCACUCCCAUACGUUUUCAUCCGUUUUCCGUCACCCUUAUAUUUCUCGUAGAGAAAUAUGGGGGUGCCGGAGAAUAAGUCACUAACUGGAGUUAGCUCCGGCACCCUACAAAGUUUAGCAGCAGCCAGAAAACCUAUGUAAAAGAAAUGUUCGAAAGUUUUACAUGAGAAUACCGUCGUACGAGUAAAUUUAAUAUCCCGUUUCAAAUAUUUUUCUGUACUAAAACAACAAAUGUUAUUUUUUUCUGUUUCACAAUUUAUUAGUUCGUCCUUGAUGUCGCCCCAAGCCAGUGAUUCUGGCUGAAGACUUGGCAAGACUGUGCAAAUCAGCUGUCUCGUGCGGAAUGGCGUCGCUUACUUGAAAGGGGCGGUUUCAUCCCGAUUUUUUUUUUUUUUUUUUUCAUGUGCUUGCGCGUUUCUUCAAAAUGUGGCUUGCGCUUCACUUCAAAUUUUGCUCUCACCUAGAGCGCGGAAUUCAUUGGCGAAAGGUUUGAGUGCAGGUUUUUUUAUUAUCGUGCAAGUUCGCGCUGCGGUAUCCGACGCGUUGUGUCUCGUCGUUACGACAAAGGCGAAACGCUCCGCAAAGAAACAUCGCGCUUUGUUUGUUGACUUUCGAAAACACAGGCUCUGAGUGUCCGAUGGGCAGCAAAAUUAGUAAGUCUAAUGUUUUCUAAAUGAUAAUGUGCGGCAAUGUUCUCUUCUCUGAUAACUGCUGAUUAUUAAUAUAUAUAGUCCCACGGAAUUGCGAAUGAUCCUCUGAAAAGGUUCCGUAUAUGUUGCUAGACAUUACGACUGUGUGCUGGUCAUAUUACUUUUCAUCCAUUGAAAAGUGUUUUAUUUGGUAAAUUAGAAUGGUUGCAUUAUUCUAGACGAAUAAAAAGUGAUGUUACUUUGAGACCUCUGUGGCACUAUCAUUUAUUUCCAUCAUAUUCGCUCACCUUCCUAAGGUGCCUACUACAUAUUUGUCUAAAUUGCAAAUGCAAUUUAGACACAUUUUUUCCACUAUCCAGGACAUACCAUGAGAAACACUGAACUUCCACCCUGUUUGCCAUGAGUAAAAGGGGAAGGAAGGCUGUUGUGAAGGUUACGCAUUAGUCUAUUAACGUAACGAGCAGCAGAGUUGUCCGAAAUGCCGUGCGCACUAAGAAUUCAGAAAAUGAGUCGCUGGAAUACGGGAAUUUUUCUUUGUUUUCACCUACGCAUACCAGUGAAAUACGCCAUCGCUUAAUAUCUAGGACACGCCCCUCUAGCGGCAGGGCCCAAGGAAUCACGUGUCAUCUUCUAAUUACCGAUGGAGAUACUGCCUCGGCAGACGUUCCGGUCAGAGUGUGACAUUAAAGAGAACGGCCUCUAUCCACCUUUGUAUACGCAGACAAAAUCAGGACAGUCCAACCGCGCUGCGCUUUCUACUGCGAAGCGCCGGCAUCCAGUGGAGCCCCGAGGUGCUCGCCUACACCCGCCAGGACAUCCUCGGCGUCCUGCUAAGGCUGUCGCUCGAGUUCGGUGUGCCCGUCCUCCUCCACGCCAUCCUCGGCCCGUCGCUGAAGCACACCGCCGACAGCAGACGGGCACUGAACCUGGACUUCCGGUUCCCACUGCUUCCGGCCGGCGCCGGUGAGCGGACGCUUUCGGUCGUGGAGGACACCCUGCGGCUGGUCGCACACAACGGAACUGUCUUCGACCGGUUUCGACACGAGGCCAUGCAAGUUCUGCUGACGCUGAGGAGGCUAUGGUCAUGGCUGAAUGCAUCUUUGCACUGGCGGGGAGGGCUCCAGUACGUCAAGUUCUCGCAGGCGCACGAGCAUCUUGUGAAGUUUACUGAACCGGGCGAGCUUUUGAAGUUGACGAACGAUGCACUGCCCACCGAUAGAAAGCGAGACUACUUCGGGCCGGACGACGACGUGGUGACCUCCACGCCAACUCUGGUGACCACCUUCGCAGACUUCAUGGCUGUGACAAAACCAGUUGACCUGGUUCUCUUGGUACGAUACCUGGCUGUUGAAAGCCUUCUCCCGGUGUCAUCCAGCCAUCUUGUCGACGUGUACAGCAUCGACCGGAGGGCAGCCUUCCGUUUGCGCCUCCGUGCUUGUUUGCGUGAUGCCAUCGACAUCAUGCCGCGGGCCUGGGAAUACCUCUUCUACCAGGAACACCUAGGUCAGAGGUACCCCGCACUAGACGCCACCAUGACCUCCAUCCUGGACUCUGCGAUGGACCAGUACUCGUGGAUGGACGACGAGACACGGCAGCGCGCCGAGCGGAGGCUCCGCCAGCUCCGCGUCGUGCUAGGGCCUCCGCCCGCGUUGUCGAAGCACGAGGCCGUGCAGAGGCGCUAUAAGCACGCGAAGCCACUGCCCGAGUCCAUGUCAUUCGCCGCCUGGAUACUGGAGAAUCGCGCCGCCGAGCUGAUGGCGCGCGCACGCGAACUCGCGGAAAGCAGCGGGACCCCUUCUUUGGAUACGUUCGAGCCAGACGCGUUCAUGGACACGGUCCCCAGCGCAGUGCUGGACACCAUGCGGCGGCAGCUGCUCGUGUCUCCAGCCAUGCUCUUCCCCCCGUUCGUGGUGCCUGACGACCUGCCCUACUCGGCCAUAGUGGACUACGCAGCACUGGGUUCCAUCACUGCCUCGCUAGUUGCACGCCACUUGGACCCUGUGACGGGCGUUUACGACGUCCUGGGCAUUCGCAAGGAGACGUGGUACACGCCCCAGAGCAAUGAGACCUACUUCAAUCUGCUGCGCUGCAUUCAACUCCGUCAGGCCUCCUACGAAGGAGUUGACGUCACCAACGAAGGAGCAUCUGAGGUCUUAGCGCAUACAGUCGGGCUCCAAAUGGCCCACUCUGCAUAUCGUAAACGCGCCGAGAAGGACGCAGAAUCCCACAGCGGUUACUCCUCGGGCAAGCAGAUCCCGGUCUUCAAGAGUAGGCCGUCCCUCGGCAUCGACGAGUACUCCGGAGCAGUCUACGACGCGGAGCGGCUCUUCUUCGCUGCUUACUGCCUCCAGCUGUGCGGCGUCGUGCUUCCGCGUGGCGUGACUGGCUCGCUGCCGCUUAACGUGCGCUGUAACCUGCCGCUGCGGGAAGUGUCCGGGUUCGGGCGCGCCUUCAACUGCCCCAACAAUAGUGCCAUGGUCUCUCGAGACGCCUGCCUGUGACUCAUUCGCACAAGGUUGCUGCAUCGAAAACCAGUUUAUUUUGAAAGGUCUUACGACGAACGGCGGAUGUUAGAUAGUGUUAUAAUAGUAAUAAUUUCAGUUGUGUUGAAAGCCACCACACAGGAACUCGCUUCAUAAUAAAAUUGGGCAAUUAUCCUUCCUAA